Messenger RNA from Aspergillus nidulans FGSC A4, 2150 nucleotides. It is a transcript of the gene rex3, whose product is annotated as protein rex3. The record is from RefSeq and is a predicted model, not a curated record. Gene Ontology annotation, cellular component: nucleus; cytoplasm. NCBI's taxonomy places the organism in Eukaryota, Fungi, Ascomycota, Eurotiomycetes, Eurotiales, Aspergillaceae. The coding region runs from base 234 to 2150 and encodes 638 amino acids. The transcript has a single exon. Gene Ontology annotation, molecular function: nucleic acid binding; exonuclease activity.
GCAAAACAGCAGAUCCCUGUCCAACGUCAUGAUCUCGUUAUGUGAUAUCUCAUGAACCUCCUCCGCUACAAUAAUCAAGUAUCCGGACAGCUAAACAAUCGCGGAGACUCCUGAGCUACGUCUUCUAUGAGCGCUAAUCUCUGAAUUCUGUACUUUGAUUAAGACGGCUGAAUAGGCGCGCAACUGUUAACUGAGCCCAAACAAACUGCGUAUUGUCUCACUUAUCCGCCGCCAUGUUUGCACCGCUUGGAUUAUUCAGGGACAUCCCAUGUCCACAGCGAGAGGAAUGUUCCCUGAUAGCCUGUCUAUUCUCUCACCGCGAUCUCAACUCGGCUCCAGCCGCUCAAGAUCAGGUAUUGGAGCAGAAAGAGCCCGCUAAACUGCCCCCUAAGAGACUCAAACUCGAGCCUCGCCCAGAAGCAAAGGAAACUCCAAAAGACGACUUACGGCAUGUUUCUGAUAGUGGAAGGAGCACGCCCGUUAAAAAGACAACAGCGCCUGCUACAAAUGCCGAGAAUAUUUCACCCGUUUCACGCCAGCCGAACAUUCCUAAAAAUACAGCCACAGCACCCAUUAAGCGCGAGCUUAAUGCCAAUACAGGGUCUAGUAUCCCACCUAGGCGGGCUCCGAAGGAAGCCCUGAAUCCGCGCAUGAUCCAGAAGUCGCCUGCUACGUAUAAUGUACGGAUGGCCAUAUUAAAGAAAUUGCAUGGCACUCUAUGUUCUUUGAAUGACCAGCUUGCUAAAGACAAAGCUCUUGAGGAUAAGUGUUUGAUCCUAACACCAGACGAGCUGAUAACAAUGGCGCUGGACGAAGAGGAGAAGGUGGCAAAGGAGAGCCCUACUGUAUACUCGAACGUGGUCAAGCUCCGUAUCGUGAAGCUGUCUAGGAUGAGCAAAGAGGACUGGGCCAAGGAACUCAAAGACUACCUCAACAAGAAAUACUAUAAAAUCAAGGCGGAGCCGGUCCAGAAAGAGCCAAAACCUUUCAAGACGGACUUGAGUGUUGAGGAAGAAAUCGCGGUUGCAAGCCAAUUGAUCACUCCGCUGCAGGGCUUAGAAGACUUCGGCUACGUGACGAGGGUGCCCACGGCAGAGGAAAUCGAAAUAGCAAAGAGAGGCGUCGCUGAGGCAAAAGGCUGGGAGAAAUGUGAGCGAUGCAAUGCCCGCUUUCAGGUCUUUCCAGGCCGUCGCGAGGACGGCACCCUCACCAGCGGAGGCACCUGCACCUACCACCCAGGGAAAUCCUUCUACCCUCCAAGGAAGAAGACCGACCAUAUUACGGGUACUAUGAGAGAGGGAUACUUUACCUGCUGCAACCAGAAGCUCGGCGAAUCCUCAGGCUGUACGACGGGCGCAACGCAUGUAUACAAAGUCUCAGAAACGAAGCGACUAGCAUCAAUCCUCCAGUUCGAAAAGACGCCAGAGAACCCGGACUUGCAUAACCCGACGCCGAUUUGCUUUGACUGCGAAAUGGGCUACACAACACUCGGAAUGGAGCUCAUCCGUCUCACGGCGGUUAGUUGGCCAGAGGGCAAGAAAGUCCUAGACGUCCUCGUAAGACCACUAGGCGAAGUCUUAGACCUCAACUCUCGUUUUUCCGGCGUCUUCCCUGAGCAUUACACAAAUGCGCUUCCAUACAGCACUGCCCCUACAAAAUCCUCCGCACCAUCUUCGUCUUCGCCCUCGCAACUUCAACUUGUCUCUUCUCCUGCCGCAGCCCGUACCCUCCUCUUCAACCUCCUUACCCCAUCCACCCCGCUUAUCGGCCACGCAAUUGACAACGACCUCAACGCCUGCCGCAUAAUCCACCCAACUGUGAUCGACACCGCAAUUCUCUACCCGCAUCCGGGCGGCGGGUUACCGUAUCGAAUGAGCUUGCGCACGCUCGCGAAGAAGCAUCUAGACCGCGAGAUCCAGACUGGUGGCGCGAGUGGUAAGCAGGGACAUGAUUCGGUUGAGGAUGCGCUGGCUACGGGGGAUCUCGUAAGGGUUAAGGCGGGACUGGUUUGGGGAAGGUUGAAGGAGAAGGGGUGGAUUGUUGAAGAGGGAAGACUUGUGGCGCCGGACUCCAGCUCAAACACGGUGUCAAUGCAGACGAAGCUUGGGGAGGGUGCCGGGGCGAAGAGGGCUAGGGAAGGGACUAGUUAA